Pelobates cultripes (western spadefoot toad) is the source of this 9301-nucleotide messenger RNA. The record is from the annotation of a GenBank genome assembly. Lineage: Eukaryota; Metazoa; Chordata; Amphibia; Anura; Pelobatidae.
CUCUGCACAGGUCCCACAUCCUGUCUGAUAUUAUUUUAGUUUAUAAAAUAAUAAUACUAAUCAGUUUAGUGAGACAUGUCAUGGUUACAGUUAGAGGGAUCCCAGCCUUGGUGACUGUGGGGUCCUUUAAGGAAAGACUUUUUAAUGUUCUAUUUCCCUUGGUGGCCAUGGAUACUAGGCAGAGCUUCACGUCAUCAGUUCCGUGGAACGAUUGCAUCACUUGCAUCCGGCAAGCUGGCCAAUCAGCGGCCGAUCAGCUGCCGGCUCCUCCCCUCCUUGAUUCCAUGUGUAGGUUCGUUAGUAAGCCCCGCCCCGCCGGGUUUGGAGUGGCUGUCCGCGCGGAGAUGCUGUCAGUGUGAGUGUGUGGCACGCGGCGGGCAGGACGCAGUUCUCUCUCUCGCUGUCUCAGAGCCUGGAAUCCCGGCCGUGACGUCAUCACUGCGAGACCCCCUGCCGUGACCUCAUCGCCCGGUGCCCGCAGCUCCACGUGUCUGCCUGGGAGCGAGGAUGAAGGAGUGUAACGGAGCCGCCUCUUCCCCCGGGGAUCCCCCCGUGCCGCCAGCUCUGUACCGGCCCAAGGAGGAGCCCACACCGGGCUGCCGGCCCCGCCUGGCCCGCUUCCUGCGCGGGAACAUGCUGGUACUGCUCACCAUCCUGGGGGUCCUGCUGGGCGCCGGGCUGGGCAUGGGGGUGCGGCCGCUCGCCCUCUCCAAGGCUCAGAUCGCCUCGUUCUCCUUCCCCGGGGAGCUGCUGAUCCGCCUGCUGAAGAUGAUCAUCCUGCCGCUGGUGGUGUGCAGCCUGGUGUCCGGGGCAGCCUCCCUGCAGCCCUCUGCCCUGGGCAAGCUCGGCGGCUGGGCUAUGCUCUUCUUCCUCGUCACCACCCUGCUGGCCUCGGGGCUGGGGGUGUGCCUGGCACUGCUCAUCAAACCCGGGGUGGGGGCCCAGGUCAGCACUGGAGACGGGGAUGGCAUCCCUGAGGCCAAGGAGGUGGUGGAUUCCUUCCUGGACCUAAUUCGGUAAGUGGCUGUCUGUGUGGCUACUGUCAUGGCUAGCUUACAGGGACAAUCUGAGUGCUGACAGUGUGUCUGCCGGCAUGGCUAACUUACAGCCACUAUGGGCUAUGACAUGCUCGGAGUGCUGACAGUGUGUCUGCCGGCAUGGCUAAUUUACAGCCACUAUGGGCUAUGACAUGCUCGAAGUGCUGACAGUGUGUCUGCUGGCAUGGCUAACUUACAGCCAUUAUGGGCUAUGACAUGCUCUGAGUGCUGACAGUGUGUCUGCCGGCAUGGCUAACUUACAGCCAUUAUGGGCUAUGACAUGCUCUGAGUGCUGACAGUGUGUCUGCCGGCAUGGCUAACUACCAGCUGUUGUGUACAAUCAUCACACUGUCAGCACUGUGGAUUAUAUAGAAUGGUUUACUGAUAGUAUAUAUCUGUUGGUGGUUGACUGUCUUUGGACACUCUUGCCCUUGUAGACUACUAUUGGCUAAUGCUCUGAUCACUGUAACAAGUUCACACCUGUUACUGUGUCAACCUCCCCACGAUCUCUAUAAUAUGGAGUUUAUGGAUCGAGACAUGACCUCUAUAAAAUGUGCAAUAUUGGAGAAACAGAUCAGUCUUGAUCCCCUUCAUUACCAGGGAUUUUAUUCAUAUCCCAAUUUGACAUCGUUUGUAAUCUAGUGAGGUGUCAAAGCUGUGGAAAUAGUUCAGUUGCAGAAUUUUUUUUCAGAUUGUUAGAACUCAAAUUUAAGUGAAUAAAUCCAAUGCUUUGUUAUAAAGACUAGCACUAACUGAGGCACACAUCUUCCCAGUGUAGCCACUGUUAAAAUAUUGAGAGAGAUAUAUAUAUAUAUAUAUUACAGUCUUGUAUGUGUGUGUGUGUAUAUAGAGCAUUGUUAAAAUAUAUUGCUUGGUUGCUAUCUUAUAACCCUAAAAUGAGUCUUAAUUUACUGGUUUAUCCCAGGAGUAUGUAUGUGUUGCGUAUGGCCAUUCUUGUGGGUCAUAAUUCUGUUUUUCUAUUACUCUGUGUAAUAAAAUUUAAGCUGUUCCUCUACCAGAUUGGGACAAAAAUUUACAUCGUGGUACAAAACUCUGUUCUAAGCAUUCGAACAGCUCUUUAUACCGGUGUUUCUAUAAACACAUGUCUAUAGUUGGUUUCCACAGUGGUGAUGUGUUCCUGUCUUAAGCUGAUGCAAUUUCAGAUGCUAGUUGCGUGUCCCACGUGUUAUCACAAAGAGAACGUCCCCUAACCAUUGACGUUAAUACUGUCAUUGUCUGUUUGGGAGACACGUGGUGACAGUGUAAAAUAGCUCCUCUUGUCGGUAGGAUCUCCUUAGAUCUUUUCUGUAAUGAUGCAAAUAGGCUUUAUUAUGAGUUAUUUUCAGGGAAAUUGAACAAAUAGUACCCAUAACUGUGUUUUUAGCAGUGAUUAUAUGGUCCUGCUAGUCAAAUAUCUAUGAAAUGUGCGUUGUUUUUUUUCAUGGGUCCCUCAACCGAAUUUGCAAUUUAGGCUAAAAUAAAGAACUUGCCAAAUUCCUUUAUUUAUGACCACCUUUUUUGUUUUUUCCUUGCCGCCUUUGCCAACCAUUUUAUACUCUGAUCAGAUCACAUUUCAUGUUUACACAAAUUGGUGCAAACAUUCUAAAAAUACCUCGGGUAAGGUGACCCUUGGAGAGAGUUUGAAAUGACCUUGGAUAAAGAGAAGUUGGGCGUUUUAGGACUUGAAUCCAAUGUUGCUGCACUACGUGCAUGAUGCACAGCUCUAUUAUUUAUAUAGCCGCCAACAAAUUCCGCAGCGCUGUACAAUAUUAAAUCCAAAACAGCUUUUUAAGUCCUUGCGGCAACAGAUAAGGAGGUUUAACCCCCUAAAGGACCAAUGAUGUUAAAUGCCAUCAUCACAAUCCGUUGCCUUCAUGCAACAUCCAGUUUAUUCGGCUUUUAUCAAUAUACACAGUUAUGCCAUAGCUAACUGAGUAAUCAAUUUCGUUAUAAUACUGGAUUGUAAAAGAGAAGGUUGAUGGGAUGGAAUUGUUAGAAUUCUAUUAUUAGUGCUAUAUGGGUUAUUGCUCUUUAUGAUAGAAGCUGGCUGUUGGCACAUGUGCUGUGAUACAUUGUGUUCUUUGUGCUUCAUGGGGAAAACCUAAUCCGAAACAGCUGGAGAGUCAAAGGUUGGCAAUCCCAGUUCUGUUUAUAAAUGUAUUCACAUUUCUCUCCGAAGCGAUGUAACCCAAUUAUAUGGUGUUUUAAUUGCCUGUCUUCAGUCUCCAUAUUUGGACAUCUCCUCGGUUUAGAACAGGAGUUCCCAGAUGUUUUAAAACUACAACUUACAGGAUGCUUUGAGCAUUCUAAAGGCAUGCAAAGCAUCAUGGGAGCUGUAGUUCUACAACAUCCGGGGAUCAACCUUUUGGGCACCCCUGAUUUAGAACAUAUAACUCAUUCAGUUUUUUUUUUCAGGAACAUCUUUCCUUCAAACUUGGUUUCUGCAGCAUUCCAAUCGGUGAGAGAGAGCUUUCUGAUCACAUUCAUACUUGCAUGUGUCUAUUCUGUCUCCAUAACCUCCCUAAUGAAAUGUAUAUUUUGUGUCUCCAGUAUUCCACCAGUUAUAGACUUGAAUUAAGAAAUGCAUCAGACCCAGCAGGAGGCUAUAACAUUACAUCGGACAAGGUGAGGGCCACUAUUGGCAUGCACAGUCAUAAAGCGUCUUGGGGGGGAGGGGGUUAUGAGCCUUUAUUUUUCUCGUCUCUUGCUCAUGUGUUACGUUUUUAUUUCUCAGGUUCCUUAUGGGCAAGAGGUGGAGGGGAUGAACAUCCUGGGACUGGUAGUCUUUGCCAUUGUUUUUGGAGUGGCGCUAAGAAAGUUGGGAGAAGAGGGCGAGAUUCUUAUUCGAUUCUUCAACUCCUUCAAUGAAGCUACUAUGGUCCUUGUGACCUGGAUUAUGUGGUGAGUCUCUUUCUGAGUUGGUAGCAGGCAGAAAACCAAGGAUCACACACGGUUUCAAUUAAACUUGUGCACAUAUGCCUUUCAUCUGGGCCUGAUUAGUCUAUAGAUGACCAAAUCGAUUCAUUUGGAUUUCCUGAUUAAUUAACUUGUUUGUCUAUGAAUUGACAGAUGAUUUGUGCACCAGUCUUGUUUCAAUACGUCUAAUGUUAAUUUUAUACUUUAGAAUCUAUACUAUUAAGAGAAUUGUUUUUUUUCACUUGUGAUGUGCAUGGUAUUUUUUAAAAUUGUUUAUAUUCUUGUUUUGCUAAUGUUCAGGAUUUCUUCUUUUUAUACAUUGCAUUAGAAAUGCAAACCAUAACAAUCUUAAACCUUUUUAUUUGACCUUCACAUGGUACUGAUAUCAUUCUGAAUCGAUUUAAUUCUCCUGCUUGUACCAGGCACUCCCGACUGGUAAUAAGUGUUCACUCACUUUAAUGUUCGUUGAGACUAGUAUCCAUUAGCCAAUAUUUACUUACACCUUGCCAAUGACAUGUCCUGUGCUGGUCAGUCUAUUAAUAAACCUAUUUUCUGUCUCUGAAGGUAUGCCCCCGUGGGUAUCAUGUUCCUGGUCGCCGGUAAAAUAGUGGAAAUGGAAGACGUAAUCCAGCUUUUCUCUAGUCUUGGGAAGUACAUUUCCUGUUGCAUUCUGGGACACUUCAUUCAUGGAUUCAUCGUCCUCCCACUAAUUUACUUUGCCUUCACUCGGAAGAACCCUUACCGUUUCCUCUGGGGCAUCUUUAGUGCUCUUGUCACUGCAUUUGGGACAUCAUCAAGGUUUGUAUCACAUGAUAGUACUGUUACAAAAUAUCCUACACUUCAAUUCUUGAGAACAUACACAGAAAAUGUAAAGGAAUGCUCGAAGUAGACGCUACAGGUCCCUGUAUUGUUUAGAUUGCUUGUUUGUUGGCACGGUUUCCUGGUUUAAGAUCAAACCUUUUAGGAACAGUCUGAUAUAAACUGGGACUUUUCUCUGUGCUGAGACUUCCCCAAUCUGUGUAAUGAGCAAUUAGCAAUUCUACUUUAUUCAUUUACAAUCCAUGUGUUUCAUUUGUGGAAAUUUUAAACAUUCAAUGAUUCUCCAUGCUGGCUACGACUAGUUUAAAAAAAAAAAAAAAAUUAUAUAUAUAAAUUUUUUUAAUUUUUUUUUUUUUUUUUUUGUUCUGUAUGUGUCACAAGUAGUUUUAUGCCCUAUUGGAUGUGUAGGGACCACUACCACUCCUUUCUGAAAUGCAAUGUCAUCUCUUUCCGCAUUUCAAAAAAGGUCACAGAGUAAUGUGAUACUCUUCACUUCUACUUUAACUGGUCAUAUGCUAAAACAAGAGUAUGACUACCUUCAAUGUAAUGUGAGUAGUGUAUACAUGGAACCACCUGCAGACGUACUGGAUAUUGGUAGAGAAGAGUCAGACCUUAAAAGUGUAAGGGGUAGCUUGAGCUGCUGAGUUUUUACAGCUAGGAGAAAUCUGGGCAGAAUAUACAAGUAACUCUGAGUUCGAGUGCCUAUAGGUAGCGAAAUUGAACUACCUGACUAUGUCUUCUGUAUCGGAAAGCUAGUAGUCUAAACCAGGUGUAGGCAACCUUUUGCACUCCAGAUGUUGUGGACUAUCUCCGCUGAUGGGUUUCUAGUGUUAUAACGGUGAGCAUUAUGGGGGAUGUAGUCCACAAUAUCUAGAGUGCCGAAGAUUGCCUACCCGUGAGCAAAACCAUUGUGUGUUUGUUUUUGUCGUGGGAGGCAGGUAAAUAACAUGCGUUACAUUAACUAGACAACUGACUUUUAAAAGGAAAUUUAAUAUCAAAGGUGUCUUGUCUGCAAUUUGUGUAGUUAGCAGGAGUUUAUUUUGGGGUUGAUCCUUGUUGCUUCUGGCAGCAUACUGGCCUUGGGUAAUUAAUGCCACCGCCACAGGACCCUGAUCAGCACAUAGUGCCCAGUAUCUAUACAUGUUUGUCAUGAUCCUCAAUUAUUAGGAAUAACGCUUUGACAGUGGCCCCUGAUAUAAACCCUGAACUAAAUCAAAUGCCAAGAAAUUUGUUGUAGUGAAAGUUACUGAACUCUAAACGUGUUCUUUAUUUUCAGUUGCAGGGUUAAAGGGUGGAGUUGAAAUAUGUAUUUUUUUUUUUUUUUUUUUGUGUGUGUGUAUAGACUUUUCAAGCUAAACAAAACCUGUUUGGUGGUUUUAUACCACACCUCUGUUCAUGGGAACAGCUGUUGGGCUGGUAAACAAAAUGCAUAUGUGCUUAUGAUAUAGAAUGUAUCUCUAACCUGAGUGUGUAAUUUGGGGGUAGGCUGAUCUGACUACUCGCUCUCUUUCUUCCAGCUCUGCCACACUGCCACUGAUGAUAAAAUGUGUGGAGGAACGGAAUGGGGUAUCUAAGCAAAUCAGCAGAUUUAUCCUUCCAAUAGGAGCAACGGUCAAUAUGGACGGAGCGGCUCUGUUUCAAUGUGUGGCUGCAGUCUUCAUCGCUCAGCUCAAUAGCAUUUCCCUCGACUUUGUCCAAAUCAUCACAAUCCUGUGAGUAGGACUGAUCAACGCUAGCUUCAUACAAUCUUCUUUUGUUAACUCCUGCAGACGUGCAGUGUCUUCCUGGAGCAAAGUAGUAACUAAUGCAGAAAUCUAACUUAAAUUUUUGUUUCCUUAAAGGUUCUCCCCAAUAGAAGAUAUUAAUUGUUCCCAAAAACUUAGACUUUUGUAGAGUUAACUUGUUCUCCUACAAUAGUUUAUACAGUGGAAUUCUAUAGAUCAUACGUUACAGCUGUACAUUGGGCUUGUCAAAGGGAUGUCUAACAGAUGUAUAGCAUGUAUUUAGUGUGCAAGAUUAGUGGUUAUAGUUCUGGCAUGUCUCUUAUGAUAUAUCAUACAUAGAUUACACUUUAUUACAUACCGUGUCAUUUGUACAUUAAUGGAUGACCAAUCCACCUUAUAAACUGCUCAUCCUUUUUAUUUUUGCUCCAAAGUGUAAGUUGAGCCUCAAGCAACUGGCAUUCUGUACAAUGCCAUGCCAACUUCUAAACCAGAAAUACGUGCAAUGGGGCUUAUAGUUUCUAACAAGGAAGUGGCCAAUUAAAUUGACUAAUUGGCCUUUAUCUACGUCACGUGUGAAACCGGUAUUGCGUCUUUUUAUAGAUUACCCAUCACCUUCCUGUGUUCCGCUCCUCCGGGGCCCCCCCUAAUGUUAUGAUUUUAUUUUAUUUCCUAGUGUUACCGCAACAGCCUCCAGUGUGGGGGCUGCUGGGAUCCCAGCUGGCGGUGUUCUCACCCUUGCCAUUAUCCUAGAGGCCGUGGGACUUCCAACACAUGAUAUCUCUCUUAUCCUUGCUGUGGACUGGCUGGUGUAAGUAGAGCUCCACGUUUCCUCCUUCCUCUAACAAUAAUCAGUGUGGUUAUGUAAAGCAUCGUAGGGACAGCAGUCCAUAGGCUUUGCCAGAGUAAUGGUUUGAAUUUAAUUCCACUAGUUAUAAAUAAAUAAAUCCCAGUUAUUUUAAAUGUCAGUCUAAUUUAUUCCUCUGCAUCUUGCUAUAUUUGGAAACCAAAACACCUUGUCCUAAAUUUUAUUUGGACCUGGUCACUGAGAAUGUGCUGAGUAGCCAGACUCCUCCAUGCUGUUUAGUUUGUGAGAAAUGCACUUUGAAACUAAAUAUUGGGAGGACGUGUAUCUAAGCAGCCGGGUCAAACCUGCUCUGGUUUCUUGUUUUAUGGGAAAGAGCAGCUGCAGCCUCUGGCUGUCCCGAGAGCAAAUGGCUCGCACUACGGGUGUUGGGUAAGAAAGAAAAGCAAGACACCAACCUUAUGAGCAGCUGCUCUUUUAUUAAAAUUUUAUUUAUUUCUGAAAGAAGGGUUAAUUUUCUUCAGAACUAAAACUGGUGCAAGUAUAUCCCUUCUCACUCUCUUCCUUUUCUCUACAGUGAUCGCACAUGCACAGUACUCAAUGUGGAGGGUGACGCUUUUGGGGCAGGUCUCCUGCAAGUCUAUAGCGACCGUACAGCCAAGAAGAACCCUGAAGAUGUAGAUCUUACUGGAGUAAAAGUGGAUUCAUCGGCAAAGACUCUUGAGGAUGAUCCACUCUUAGAGAAGGAUGUUAAAGUGUUCAUAGAUGGAGCAAGGUCAGAAGAAGAAGAGUCUAAAAUGUGAUGAAUCGAUGAAAUGCGUGAUCAUGUCUACAAAAGGACUUUUUUGUUUUUUUAAAUAUGUACAUUUUAUUUUUUACUUGGACCAUAACUUAUCUUCUAGAUCAAGGACUUGACGGUACCUUCUCCACUUGGGUGCCCUUAAUAUUUAUCCCAUAAUUAUUGUAAAUGGACACAUUGAUAUUAAUCUGCCUCCCUUUUAAGUCUUAGGUUUUAUAAAUGCUGCAGGGAUCUGUCUCUGACGGACAGCCCCAGUGUGUGUGUGUGUGUGCUAUGAGAGAAUGUUGCUAUGUAUAGUGGUUCUGGGUUAGUUGUAUGCGUGUAAUUUUAUUGUGUGAUAAUUAUACAAUUUUAUCAAGGAUCCUUGUAAAUAUUGGACCAAAUGAAAGCGGCAGGCACACGCUGAGCUGUGUCCUCCUGUAUACAGGCAUCAUGUAAGUCAAUCAUGAUAAAUACUGUUUCCCAACCCAUCCCUGUAAUGCUGUCCACAUGCACCUGACCUCCGGGUUGUGCAUUAAAGUCUGUUACAAACGCUCGAACACCCCAAGCACUUACACUGGCGUUGGUCAAAAUGGAUACAACCCUCCCGAUGUUUUCCAGCCUUAAGUUGCAGCUCCUCGCUAUAGCUGUAUAACAGCUGAGGACGUUACCUUGUUUGGACACUCUAAAUUAAACUGACUUUUUAUAGACCGAGGUAAACACAGAUUGGGCUGUGCCCAAGGCUGCAAGGUCAGGAGAUAAAAGGAUUGUGGAAUGGAGAAAAGAACAUAAUAAAGAACGACCAAAAAUGUUUGUGCUUGUCUUACUGGUUUGUGGGAGGCGGUGGUUUGCCCUGCAUAUGGGGUCAUCGUAUAAGAAAGAAUGACAGUCACAAUUUAUGGAAUAAUUCAGCUCAUGUGAAUAAAGUAGGGUAACUGUUUCAGUAGGUAUCACCUGGCUUUGAAAGACUGUCUGAAAUUUUGUGCAAAUAAAUGCCACGAAAACCAGAAUCGUUUUAUGUGGACAAUACUGAUAUCUAGGCUUUCAUUUAUAGGUUGGCUUGGGAGCACAAUAUCUGUUCCACCAGAAAAUAAAUAUGCGAAGACUGCAAUGCUUAAAUUUCUUUCCUCGUUAUCCAUGUAACCGUGGACGAUGAGCUAACUCUCAAUGGAUGGAUAAUAGAUAUGUGAAAUUUGUACAUAAUCACAUUGGUCUUUGAGUACGG